AAUAUUAUACAAACAAAAGAAAAUGGAUUACAGUCUGUCGGCCAAGAAAAGCCGCUGAUUUCAAGAUUGCUUUUCUCUCUCUCUCUCUCUCUCUCUCUCUCUCUAUAUAUAUAUAUAUAUAUGUUCAGCAGAGUGAGAGUGGCCGCCUGAACCCGGAAGAGAGCCAUGAACAGCUUCCUUCUUCUCUUCUCGCUAGGUCUCCUCCUUGUGUUUGCCGCCGAAGGGCGGCGAAGCCCCUCCUGCGACGCGCCGGACAGCGGCUCCGACCUCCGGGUCCUCCACGUGUCCAGCCCCUGCUCUCCGUUCCGGCAGCCGUCGACGAAACAUCUUUCAUGGGAAGAGAGUGUGCUCCAAAUGCAGUCGGAGGAUCAGGCCAGGCUCCAGUACCUGGCCAGCCUCGUGGCCGGCAAGUCGGUGGUGCCUCUCGCCUCCGGCCGGCAGAUACUGCAAACGCCAACUUAUCUUGUUAGGGUUAAGAUCGGGACGCCGCCGCAGACUCUCCUCAUGGCCAUGGACACCAGCAACGACGCCGCUUGGCUGCCCUGCACUGGCUGCGUCGGCUGCUCCUCCAGCGUGUUUGCCCCGGCCAAGUCCACCACUUUCCGACCAGUUCCUUGCCACGCCCCACAAUGCAAGCAGGUACCGAACCCCACCUGCGGGUUAAGGUCUUGCAGCUUCAACAUGACGUACGGCACCUCCUCCAUCGCCGCGAACCUCUCCCAAGACGCCGUGAAGCUCGCCGCCGACGUCGUGCCGGCGUACACCUUCGGCUGCAUCAGCAAAGUCACGGGCAAAUCAGCGCCUGCUCAGGGUCUUUUAGGCCUGGGCCGGGGCCCGUUGUCUCUGAUGUCCCAGACGUAUGGCCUCUAUCAGUCCACCUUCUCUUACUGCCUGCCCAACUUCAGGUCCAGAGAUUUUUCCGGGUCGCUUAGACUUGGGCCCAUCGGCCAGCCCAAAAGGAUCAAGUACACGCAGCUGCUCAGGAACCCCAGCCGAUCCUCUCUGUACUAUGUCAACAUGAUCGGAAUUCGCGUCGGGCGGCGAGUUGUCGACAUUCCGCCGACCGCCUUGGCAUUUAAUUCGACCUCCGGCGCCGGGACGAUUUUUGACUCUGGGACGGUGUUCACGCGGCUGGUGCCGGCAGCGUACGAAGCGGUGAGAGACGCCUUCCGUCGGCGGGUGGGCGUGAACAAGACGGUGUCGUCGCUGGGGGGGUUCGACACGUGCUACGCCGACCCGGUGGUGUCGCCGACGAUAACGUUCAUGUUCAGGGGCAUGAACGUGACGCUGGUGCCGGAGAACUUCCUGAUCCACAGUAGGGUCGGGAAGAUAACGUGCCUGGCCAUGGCGGCGACGCCGGACAACGUGAACUCUGUGCUGAACGUGAUCGCAAGCAUGCAGCAGCAGAACCACCGGGUGCUCUUCGACGUCCCCAACUCCAGGCUCGGCGUCGCCCGCGAGCUCUGCACCUAAAUCGACAAUGCAAUGGCUUGUGUUUAAUUAAUUAAUUAAUUGGUUGGGAGUUCUUAGUGAAGGAACAUUUGUGUUGGAUCUUAAUUUGUUAAAGUCUUUGUCGUUUCUCUGCAGCGUGUUUUUGUUUUAUUACGGCUGAUUGUUAUGUUAGGAAAGAAUAAUCUGAUCUAUCAUCUGUAUUGAUUGAAGCCAUAGAGUCUGAUUGUAAUGCUAAUGCUUUAUAGUUCUUGUGCAAGGUUUACCCCUUUUUUGAGUUUCACCU
This is a messenger RNA of Diospyros lotus (date-plum), 1735 nucleotides long. RefSeq names its product aspartyl protease AED3-like. NCBI's taxonomy places the organism in Eukaryota, Viridiplantae, Streptophyta, Magnoliopsida, Ericales, Ebenaceae. Bases 166 to 1473 code for a protein of 435 amino acids. The record is from RefSeq and is a predicted model, not a curated record. The transcript is spliced from 3 exons. Gene Ontology annotation, biological process: proteolysis. Gene Ontology annotation, molecular function: aspartic-type endopeptidase activity.